AUGGAGACAGGUGAUGCCCCCGAUGGCACCACACCAGAUGAACCAGACAUGGAGGGUGGCGACGCAGGUGAUGGCUCGGACAGCGCUGCAGUUAUGGCAGAGGGCGGCGGAUGUGGCGGAACAGGCGAUAGCUGCACGCCGUGUGAGAGUCACCAGAGGGGCGAGACAGGCGAUGUUCCCGACUGCGCCGUGCAUCCGCAUGAGCCAGUGUUGGCCGAGGUCGAGAAAGCAGGUGAGUGCGAUGGCGCUGAUGCCCCUGCGCAUGUGACGGCAGCUGUGUCGGAGUGCGGCUACCAAGGUGUCUUGGACACGUCAAAGACGUCGGAGGCGGACAAGAAGGCCGACGAGCCAGCGCCGCGCUCGGACCUCCCAGCUCUGUCAAAGAGCGCACUGGGGGCAGCGCAGACGCCGCCCCCACCUCCGCCCAUUCGAGAGCGCGCGCUGCGCUUCGUUUUCACCCGCCUAGGCCUGGCGCCCUAG
Messenger RNA from Symbiodinium natans, 480 nucleotides. The record is from the annotation of a GenBank genome assembly. Lineage: Eukaryota; Dinophyceae; Suessiales; Symbiodiniaceae.